Molecule: messenger RNA, 551 nt
Organism: Psammomys obesus (fat sand rat)
Lineage: Eukaryota; Metazoa; Chordata; Mammalia; Rodentia; Muridae
Gene: CUNH19orf81
Product: chromosome unknown C19orf81 homolog
Exons: 5
Coding region: 1-534 (177 amino acids)
Source: RefSeq, a predicted model, not a curated record
AUGGCAAACGGAGCCAUCCUUGUGGAUCUGGAGUCUACAGAGGAGUCCAUGGCUCGGAACCUGGUCAGGCCUGUCAAAUCCUCGAAGCAGUACCUGAGGCAGGUCAUCUCAGAAUAUGAGGCACUGGAUAGGGAGCUCCCGUGCAUCCGAAAGUUCGCAGCACCACCCUCUACCCAGCCCCUCUGCCUCUGCAUGGAGACUUCGGAGGAUUUCACGCACUUGGAGGUGCUGGAGGCUCUGGAGGCCCAGCUGCCCGGGGCCAUGGAGAGCGGGCGCUUGAGCAGUAUCCGCUAUGAGAAUAUGAAUGUCAUCUGCGGGACGGCGGGCCGACGGGACAGGUGGCUCAUCACCGUCACAGACUUCCAGACGCGCUCUCGCCUGCUGCGCACGGGAAUCAGCCUCCGCGGAAUCGCUUACCCACUCGUGCGCCACGACGACCUGCUGCUGGGGGACUACCGCCUGCACCUGCGCCGCUCCCUGGUCCGACGGCGCAUGCUCGAGGCUCUGGGGGCGGAACCGACCGAGGAAGAUUGACGGGCGGCGGGGGCGGG